AUGCUUGGUUAUAACCCAAGACGCCGACCACAAAGGGAGGAUUUUGAUUAUGAUGCCUACAUAUGCUAUGAAAAUGCUGAGUAUCAAUGGCCAUGUCACUGUCUCUUCAAGGAGCUCCAAAACGUCUCCCCUGGUAUAAGACUGUACCUGCCCGACUUACAUGACCCUGUAGGGUAUCCCAAGGCUGAAGUGACCAUUGAUGCUUUGUCGAGAAGCUGGAAGAUUGUUAUCGUGCUUACAGAGAACUUCCUGAGAGACGAGUGGAUACACUUUACUGUCCUGUCUAUUGUCAGACUGAUGUCCGUGAACAACGCAAUCACGGACCGGGUCCUGCUUCUGUACAACGAUAUGUCCUUGGCAGCGAGAGCUCGAGUUCCUCAUUUUCUCCUCAACGUGGUUUCAGAGGAACACAUUCUUGACGUGGAGGAACACCCCCAGUUCUGGACACAUCUGUGUCAGCGUAUCCUCAACGCUGAUCCCGCAGCCUUAUUCUAA
Haliotis rufescens (red abalone) is the source of this 495-nucleotide messenger RNA. Its product is annotated as toll-like receptor 2. Gene Ontology annotation, biological process: signal transduction. The transcript has a single exon. The record is from RefSeq and is a predicted model, not a curated record. Bases 1 to 495 code for a protein of 164 amino acids. Lineage: Eukaryota; Metazoa; Mollusca; Gastropoda; Lepetellida; Haliotidae.